Prosopis cineraria is the source of this 965-nucleotide messenger RNA. RefSeq lists its product as uncharacterized. The transcript has 4 exons. Lineage: Eukaryota; Viridiplantae; Streptophyta; Magnoliopsida; Fabales; Fabaceae. The record is from RefSeq and is a predicted model, not a curated record. The coding region runs from base 1 to 762 and encodes 253 amino acids.
AUGUUCAUUAAUGGUGGCCGCAUCCAAACCACUGGUGGCAACGGCGACCGCUACUGCGAGGGUCUAUCAAGCACCACUUUGGAUGCGGAUCUAGAGCUCCAAUUCCAAGCCCUCAAAUCAAUCCAAUCCUUAGUAGGACUUGCACAUAAAGAUCAAGAAUCCAAACUUGCUCUUGGCAAUGAUGUCUUUACCAUAUUCGAUUCUCUCAAGGUCAAAUCAAAUCCAUCAUUGAAGCAAGCCCUGCAAUCUUCUCCGCCUUCUCCUUCCUCUCUUCUCCAAUUGAGCCAACCACCUUCUCAUCUUCUUCGACUUCUACUUCCUCUACUCUUUGAACCCAUAGUGUGGGAGACAAUAGAUGAUGCCAUGGGAGACCACGAAAGAGUUCGUCUUCUCUUUCCUCUUCCCCGUUCCUCAUAUUCUUUGCCUUCUCCUUCCUUAGAUCUGGGACUCAUUCUCGAUCUGUUUAAAGGGAUUCUGAAGUGGAAGACUGCAAACGGGGUUUGCUCGUCUUUGACUAGAUCUAUGGGUGGGGAUUCUUGGUCUUAUACGGUGAAGAAAUUCGAAGCCUUGAAUCGAGAUCUCUCACUUUUGCAACCCUCUGAAUUUCUAACCCAUGUUUCUCCCUCUUUGACUCGCCUUGCCAACAACAACUCAAGACUGAGAAGGAAAGAUAAAGGUGUCUUAAGCUUGAGUGGUGUGAUAGAGAUAGAGGAAAUGAUGAGUCGAAUCAAAUGUAGAUCAAAGGAGGUAACUAAGGUUUGACUGUACUAGAUUAUUUGCUUCUGGGGAGGAAGAUGAAAAGGAAUUGUUCUGGUUUGAUUCAACUUUUGACGUGGACUUCUACAAGGCUGUCCAACACGGAACUUAACAAUUAAAUUUAAUUUAAUAGGUUAACAGUCAACUAAUGACCAAGGUGACAUUAUAGCAUAUUGAAAAAUGUUGGGGCGAGGUUGCACCAAAAAACU